AUGGCUAGGAAGAGAACUGCUAGUGGAUUUGAUGAGAAAACUUGUGAUGAUCAAGUGAAUGUUGCCUGGGACGAGAUGGUGAAGGAAGGGGCUGCCACAGGCGGAAUCCGGCGAGCCCGAAAGCGAUUUGUUGGUGUUAGACAAAGGCCAUCAGGGCGAUGGGUGGCUGAGAUAAAAGAUACCAUUCAAAAGAUAAGGGUGUGGUUAGGCACCUUUGACACGGCAGAGGAGGCUGCAAGAGCCUAUGAUGAGGCAGCUUGUUUACUCCGUGGCGCAAAUACGCGAACAAAUUUUUGGCCUAUUUCUCCAUCGUCUACUUCUACUCCGGCAUUGCCAUCGAAAAUCACUAAGCUUCUUCUAAGCAGGCUAAAGUCCAGAAAUAACGCGUUGGCCUCUUCUUCAACGGUUUCUCCUUUCUUGCCUGAUGAUCAUGUUCGUGAUCAUGAUGAGCGACCAAAACAGCAGCCUGAGGAGUAUAGAGAUGAAAAAAUGGCUGAUUUUUCAGCUUCUGAUUUCACUGAUUUUCUGAAUGAUCAUCCAAUUGAUGAUAGUAUGAUCACUACUGAUUAUACGUACUCAUCAAGUUUCGAAUCCUGCAUAACAGAAACUGUUAAAUUGGAGAAAAACUUGAGCAAUUUACUGCAACAUACUAAUGAUCAAUACUGCUCGAGUGGAGACGACAACAUAGAAGUAGAAGCAGAAAAUCACGACCAAGAAAACAUGAGCCUUGAAAUUGAGGAUUUCCAAUUCAUUGAUGAAAUUAAAUCGUUCAACUGUUCCCCUUUUGAGAUUGCUGAGGAGAUCUCAUUGGAGGGAUACGAAAAUGAGCCAAUGAUGCUUAGUGAGAUGAUGAAAAGGAACUAUGAAAGGAAGUUCUCGGCUUCUCUUUACGCAUUAAAUGGUAUAGCAGAAUGCCUGAAGUUGAAGCUCAAAUCGGGGAAUGCUUCACAACAGGAAAGGUCUGAUCAGUUUAGCAGACUCCGAAAUGCAUGUAAAGCGAACCAAGAAAAGAUGAAAACAAGAAAUGAAGGCAGCGAAAUUAAAGGAAACGAGAAGAAUUUUCGGGAUGAGAAUUCUCAAGAAAAUUCAACUGAUCAUGAGAGUGAACUGUCAAUCUGGAACUCCAUUGAUCUCCAACCGAUAUGCUAUGUCAAUUAG
Molecule: messenger RNA, 1158 nt
Organism: Fraxinus pennsylvanica
Lineage: Eukaryota; Viridiplantae; Streptophyta; Magnoliopsida; Lamiales; Oleaceae
Source: the annotation of a GenBank genome assembly